Cordyceps militaris CM01 is the source of this 1695-nucleotide messenger RNA. RefSeq lists its product as uncharacterized. Bases 1 to 1695 code for a protein of 564 amino acids. The record is from RefSeq and is a predicted model, not a curated record. The transcript has a single exon. Lineage: Eukaryota; Fungi; Ascomycota; Sordariomycetes; Hypocreales; Cordycipitaceae.
AUGCAAUCUCCGGGUGACUACAUACAUAUGCAGCGAGCGAUUCAGGCCGCGACCACUUCAACUCUCGAGGCCUUCGAGGCCAACCCUGCGCUCCUGGACAGGGCGAGGCGGCGCUUCGAUCACGACUCGCCGCCGCCAUAUAGCCCCUCUACGGAGUACGACAGCGACCCGACACUAGGCAUGGCUGAGCUGGCGGAGAUGCAGGACAUCCUGGAACCGCCUCUGACCGACGAAGAGCUAGAACUGGUCGCGAAAAGGGCUGCGCCGUUCUACGAAGCUGGUUCGCGUCUCGCUUUGGACUACGAGGCCGAGCUGGAGCAUUUGGAAACGUACUACACCGCCUACAAGGUCAUUCCUAAACUUACCUACCUUCUCAAAUACCGCGUGACAAACCCGCGUCUUCAUAUCAUCGCGCGCGCAGCUGUUCGAAAACGCUGGCAGGCACUUGGUGUGUGGAAUGACAGUUGGGGAUUCAUCAAUUUCAAGCUUCGCUCGCACACGGGGGAUGGGACGGCGGUUAGAGACGAAAACGGCCAGCCCUGGGCGUGGGCAUGGAAAGCAGAAGAAGCACCGCACGGCGAGACGCAUCCCGUUUGGCGCGCAGUUCGCCUCCGCCGCGGGCAGCCCCGGGGGGAGUGCCCGGUCCCGCCGCCUCGCAGCAGGCUGACCAGCAAGAGCUCCCAUGACGAGAGGGAGGCGUUCAUCACGUCCCGGCCUUGGUUCCAGUCUAUACUCUGUAAUAUAGAAGAGCGCGUACGAUGGGAGCGGAUGACGGUUGUGCAGAGAAAUCUAGCUUGCAUGGCCGGGUGGAACGACAGAACUACACGCGCUCGCUGGGAGGAGCGUGGCAUCUGGAAGGAGGAGUGGAAUACGGCUCGGAUGCGUGGCCGUCCCGGCUGGAAAUGGCGGCAUGAAAGCCCGUCGCCCGAACCAGAAACAUAUCUCCAGCACGGACAAAACAUUGAGCAGGAUAUGUCGCCUUCGGAGCUCGAGGAAUAUGAGAGCAUCGAGCCGGAGCUUCCCAGUGAGCCCCCGUCGGCAUACUGGGGUCCCUGGCAUCCUGGCAACGACGAUGAGCAAGAUCAAACGCCUGCCGAGGCGCCUCCCCAAUAUACGAAAACAGCAGCCAAUCCCGAGUCGGCGAGAAUAAAGACGCCGCCGCGGUGCGGGCAGCCUCCCGCCAGAGUCCAGAAGCGAACACGGAACUCGACACCGCCGGUGGGACUUCGAAGGAGCAACAGGGCUGUCAUCGUGCAGGCUAAGAAGCAAGAGAAGCUGGCCGCGCAGGCUGUAAAGGAGAAGGAGCUCGCCGCCGAGGCCGAGAAGAAGAGAGAGCUCGCCGCCGAGGCCAAGAAGAAGAGAGAGAGAGCUGCCCAGGCCGAGAAGAAAAGAGAGCUCGCCGCCGAGGCCAAGAAGAAGAGAGAGCUCGCCGCCCAGCCCAAGAAGAAGAGAGAGCUCGCCGCCCAGGCCAAGAAGAAGAGAGAGCUCGCCGCCCAGGCCAAGAAGAAGAGAGCGCUCGCCGCCCAGCCCAAGAAGAAGAAAGAGCUGGCCGAUCAGAAAAAGGAGCAAAAGCAGCCGACACAGGCAGCCAAGACCACCACGCGCGCCCGUACCCGCGCCGUGGCGGCAUCAGAGAAGCAGACAUUAAACGAGGCCAAAACGCCAGCGAAAAGUACCCCGCCCAAGAGAAAGUGA